Messenger RNA from Ambispora gerdemannii, 255 nucleotides. The record is from the annotation of a GenBank genome assembly. NCBI's taxonomy places the organism in Eukaryota, Fungi, Glomeromycota, Glomeromycetes, Archaeosporales, Ambisporaceae.
AUGACAACUGACCAUGGUGAUAUUAGACGAAGCCAUGGUAGUGAUAGUGAUCAGGAAGUCAAUGUGUUUUUGGCUGUCCGCGGUACAGGGAUUGAACCGGGCUCAAAGAUCGAGAGUGAAGUGAUCAACAUGGACUGUGCAGCUCUUAUCCUCGAAGCAUUAGGAAAAGAGACACCUGAAUGGUUUGAUGCCAAAUUUUCUUUAUUGGGCGUAUAUCUUAAUAAAGUCAGAAUAAACAAUGCUCUUGAACUUUAA